AUGGAUCUUGAGCCGGUACUCAACAGACUUGAGAUACAAUGCUAUCUUCAACGUUUCAAGGACGCUGGGUUUGAUACUUGGGAUGCUUUGAAGGAUAUUACUGAAACUGACAUGGAAGAGCUCGGCAUGAAGCUUGGCCAUAGAAGAGUUCGUGACCACAAUAACGAGACUUGGAAGCUCCAACGAGAAAUUGCGACUUCGCGAGGGUGGCCGCCGAAUGCUCCAUUAGAAGCGGCCCUCGUCUGCUGUUGUGGUAGCCUCAAAAAAGGAGAGCAGAAGGUAACAAUAAUGCGCAAUGAAAACCUGAACAACAAAGAACCAGAAAGAGAAGCAGAUAGAUAG
Messenger RNA from Sclerotinia borealis F-4128, 342 nucleotides. Lineage: Eukaryota; Fungi; Ascomycota; Leotiomycetes; Helotiales; Sclerotiniaceae. The record is from the annotation of a GenBank genome assembly.